This is a messenger RNA of Lineus longissimus, 4453 nucleotides long. Its product is annotated as ras-related protein Rab-11B-like. Gene Ontology annotation, cellular component: recycling endosome; Golgi apparatus. The record is from RefSeq and is a predicted model, not a curated record. NCBI's taxonomy places the organism in Eukaryota, Metazoa, Nemertea, Pilidiophora, Heteronemertea, Lineidae. Gene Ontology annotation, molecular function: GTPase activity; GTP binding. The transcript is spliced from 6 exons. The coding region runs from base 398 to 1153 and encodes 251 amino acids. Gene Ontology annotation, biological process: exocytosis.
AUAUUCAAUUGGCCGUCAAUCAAGGAUAUAAUUGACUGUCAAUCAAAGCCAAUUAGUGCUCCACUAAUCUGGUAUCACUUUUCCUGUGAUUUUCUAAAAUCAUUCAGAGGACAGGGUGUGUUAGGGAAUAAGAUAGGUAGGACAGAAAUAUCAUUUUCAUCAUUCCUAGACAGAGGCCUACAUCACAUGUUGCCUUUUGAUAAGUUUGUGACGAAGACAUAGAGAUUUUGAAUUCAGCAUUUCUUAUGAUUUGAGAAUGAGAUCAUAUCUGCUCAAUUUCAAGAACUAAAUUCAGGGUUCCAGCGAUUUUUCUGAGGGAAAAUCUUUUUCGGUGGAUAGAGUAUACUAUAGCUGACCUUCGAAGAAAAACUAUUAGUUCGUUACUGUAAAAUUCCUGAUGUUGUCCAAUUCGACUUAUCACCAAGUCCGCAGCAAACACGUCUCGCCAAAACAGCUGCGUAAAACCAAAAUGGUGGAUUACACGACACGUUAUACGGCGAACCAGCUGUAUUGUGAUGAGGAUUAUCACAUGAUAUGGAAAGUUGUGCUAAUAGGGGACUCUGGUGUCGGCAAAAGUAAUCUAUUGUCCAGAUUUACGAGAAACGAAUUCAACUUGGAGAGCAAGAGCACAAUAGGAGUAGAAUUUGCAACUAGGAGUAUACAAGUAGACUGUAAAACUAUCAAAGCCCAGAUAUGGGACACAGCGGGACAAGAGCGAUAUCGGGCUAUAACUAGUGCAUAUUACCGAGGAGCUGUAGGGGCGUUAUUAGUUUACGACAUCGCCAAACAUUUAACGUAUGAAAACGUCGAGCGAUGGUUGAAGGAAUUACGCGACCACGCCGAUAACAACAUUGUCAUUAUGUUAGUUGGAAACAAAUGUGAUUUACGCCAUCUGCGCGCCGUACCGACAGAGGAGGCUCGUGCUUUUGCCGAGAAGAAUAACUUAUCAUUUAUUGAAACCUCCGCUUUAGAUUCCACGAAUGUAGAGGCUGCCUUCCAGAAUAUCUUAACAGAGAUCUACCGGAUUGUUUCUCAGAAGCAAAUCCACGAUUCACCAGGCGACGACGACCAGCUUAGCACGAGCGUACAACCGAUUAAAGUGGAACCGACCGAGCCGGGCGGCAGCCAAAAACGUGCGUGCUGUAGUACAUAAUCUGAAGACAGGGGGCGCCAUUUAGAAAUCCCAGAGGAGAGCAGUUACUGGAUUGAUGAUGUGUGUGAAAAGUGCGAUUGAUCGAAGACUUGUUUGGGACUGUACUGACUUGAAUGUAACCAAUUAGUGCAAGGACACGAUUUGUGGAAGACGGAUUUUCUGCCAGGGAAAUUUGGCUCGCUUGACUCUGUCACGAACUUGACAAACUGACCGUUUUUGGAACCAAGUUGUGUCCGUCAUUUAAAAUCUGCUUUUUUCUGCCCGAAAUUUUUGUAAGAACCUUUGUUUGGCACUCAGCUACGUCGGGUCGAGAUGGGGUGGGUUUUUCAAAUUCGACACUUGUUGAAAGGUCUGAGGGGCGCUGACAGUUUAACCUAGAUCAAAUAGAUAACCAUGCAGAAAGGGUGAGUGUGAUAUGGACUCGCUAUGUGGCUGGGUUUUGGUUACCAUGGCAACAGCAGUGAUCGACAUUUGUAAACAUAUGGGCGCCAUCUUUCGAGAACAUUUUUGAGAAUUCACAAAUCGGUAAACUUUUCAUUCAGAUCUCACAUCUGCUCAGGUUACUCCAUACAGCUUUCCUUUCCUUUAAAUUUUUUCCUCAAGAAAUGUUUUUUAAGAAUUGACAUAAAAGCAUGCUCAAAGAUGCCAUCCCAUUUUAAGGUCCUGUCUUUGCUGUCGGUGAUACCUUAUCUCACCAGUCGAUUUUAAUCUAACUCCUUUAAUUUAUUGUAAUGGACAAAGACCAUUUAACAGAUGAUUUGUUGCUUUAAAAAAAGUUGGCUGUGAGCAUAUGAGGUAACAUAGUGUGAGCUCCAUAGUGUCUCUUAAGACACUAGUCGUGCAGUGUAUACUGUAGGAGGAAACUGGGUAGCCCGGAGGAAACUACACUGUCGAAGAGAGUCUCUCCUGUAAUGUUAGUGUACUCAGUACUGGGAUUGAACGCAGGGCCACAGAGGUGACUGGUGUAGAUGUCACCUUUGCCAAUGCCGACAGCCCUUGCCUCGUAUUUGAAAGAAUCGUUUCUUGGCGCAGAUGCCUUUCGAAACAAACUUUGAAAUUGUACCAGAAAGAUAAAACGGCUGGUUGUUUGAUCCGCGUGGCACAUUGUCCGAAUGAAUAAGAAAGUUUCUGUAAUAUAACAUGAUUUUUUUAUAAUCAAUAAUUUAUAUUCCAAGUCAACGUGUUUCUGUUUGUGACACCCCUAUUCUACAAAGUGGUUUUGUCCUCAUCAAAUCAUUUGUUUAUGUUUGGUUGGUCCAUUUUGGGAACUAAGGGGUGCCUGGUUGUGUAUUGCUCUGCAUUGGCUGAAGAUGUUUUGUUGGUUUGUGGUUUUGACACCAGAUGGCUACAGCGAUAUGUGAUGUGUUUUGAAAUUGCAGGGUAUGGAUUAAUAACAAGAGAAAAGAGAAAAUGUGCUAUUAAGUGUGGAAAAUGUGGAUCUCUUGUGUGUUUUGUCACAUUCCGUGCCAUCUGUUGUCCAAACUCAUAACCAGCCAACACGGUCAACAGAAGUUGGAACAAAAUGUCCAGAAUUUGCAUCUGUUAUAUGCAUGCGCAUGUAUCCAUAGUUACGGCUUGUUUACCUAUCAAUGUGCAUGCGUAACUGAUUGCAAAAUCUGGACAUUUUCAAAAGUGACUGUAACCUAACAUCCCAGAAUGCAUUGCUGGUGUAAUCUGAUUGGUUGAGAAGAAAGCUGGGACGGCGACAUAUCAUCAUAAAGUCAUUUUGCAUACGGACAGACAUUGUGUAAAUACGCUUAUAAAUUGUAUCAAAUCAACCUUUUAGUCUUUUCAUAGCCAGAAUUUGAAGUAUGCACUCCUGCACUUCAGACCUGCUUCAGUUUUACAGAAACACUGAACUACACCACAGUAGAACCUCUCUAUUAAGGACACCAUUGGGACUGACAAGUGCUGUCCUUAAUAGAGAGGUGUCCUGAUUAGAGAGGUCAAAUUGAAUGGCAACAACCAAUUUGGGACCAAAACUAGUGUACCUAAUAGAGAGGUUGUACGUAAUAGAAAGGUAUCCACUAAGGGAGGUUACACUGUACUAUUGUCUUUAGGCUGUUGUCAAGCAGUCUAACAAUUUUGCACAGCGGGGCAAUCACACUUUGCCACUAUAGUUUCGUCUUGGCUAUGAAAUGGUUAAAAGUUUGAAAACCUGUACGCUAUAUUUCAUUUGUAUAAACUCGCGCCAUCACCGCGAACUAAUGUUAAUGGCGGUGAUGUGAACUUUGAUUUAGUGUCCGCUAAAAGCUUGAAAUCCUGUACGCGAUUUUUCAUUUGUAUAAACUUGCGCCAUCAUCGCAAACUAAUGUCAUAUGCGGUGAUGUGUGAUUUUUAUGAAAUGGCUGUAACAUAUUUAUUUAAUUUGUGAAAUUGCUAGUACUCUUGAAAGUUUAGGAUUAGCCCCUGUCUGUGCUUGUUUUUGUCUUAGAGGCCUUUAGGGACUGUGUGCUUUCAAGGAUAUCCCCCCCCCAAAAAAAAAAUUGGUAAAAACGUAACAAAAUUAGGAUCAACUUAGUACCAUGCUUCUAUUCAUUCCAAGCACUUCGAAAUGAAUACCUACGUUAUUGGGCUUGUUAUUCAUUUCAGAAUUGCGUAAAAUUUACAAGAGUUUGAAAGAAAUUUUUAAGACAAUGUUCAUACAAGAAGGGAGUCAGUCCUGAGGGGGUUAAUUUUUCAUCCUCGAAAUAAAAUAAAACUUAUCUGGUUUCUGGGUUACGCUCUGUGAUUUGUAAAAAUUUUGCACUGAAUUUUUUGCUGUUUUAAGAAAAAUAUAAUUUAGGUUCUUAGCUACUGUAUUUUGUGUCCACACGACUGUUAACACUGGCAUCAGUUGGCCACCUAGUGGUAAAGCUCUGUAGUUGGGGAAAAUGACGGAUUUUCUGGUAGGCUUUGUUUUUGGGACCACUGGAAUCAUUCCGUGACACCCUCCUCCCCCCCCCCCCCCCCCCCAUCAGGCGUUCUCUGCCACUAAAUGGAACCAAAUUGACUUUGUUAAAGUAGUUUGAAUAAUAACCUCAUUGUGAUUUUAUGCUUGAAAGUCUGCGAUGACAUAUGAAGUGAAUGUUUUGUUCUGUAGUCAGAAGUAUUGAACACAUCUGAUCCGUCUUAACGCAACAUCACACUGAAGUUAUUCCAAUCCAACUUUUGACAAAAUAAGACCUGUUAGUUUCUGAUUUACCCACUAGGUGAAGCACAGUGCCACCAAUUUCUGCUUGGUGGCAGCACUGAACAGUGUUAUUUUCCUUAUGUACAGACUUAUACUAGUGUAAUAAUAAAUAAUUGAAUUGAAUGGAA